Messenger RNA from Closterium sp. NIES-65, 933 nucleotides. NCBI's taxonomy places the organism in Eukaryota, Viridiplantae, Streptophyta, Zygnematophyceae, Desmidiales, Closteriaceae. The record is from the annotation of a GenBank genome assembly.
AUGGGGCAUAUGGCCCUGCCCAUCUUGCAGCAGCUAGUAAAGAAUGAGAUGAUUGCUGGCAAACGUGUGAAGGGGGAGCCCGAUGAGGUACUUGGCUGCCCGACGUGCAUGCAAGCCAAGUUCACCCGUUUCCCAUUCUCUAGUUCGGAGGCAACGGCUAAGGCACCACUUGAUGAGGUGGUGAUGGACGUGGUGGGCCCCCUGAAGCUUGGAGCUGCUGGAGCUGAGUACUUCCUCACUAUUGUGGACGUCUACACCCGUAUGACUUGGGUGUACGUGCUGGCCAAGAAGAGCGACGUGGCUGAAACGUUGAAGGCAGAUUGGUUCCCGAUGGUGGAGCGGCAACAAGACCGUCUAGUCAAGUCAAUCCGCACCGAUCGAGGGGGAGAGUUCCUGAGCAAGGAGUUUGGGUUGUGGCUGAAGAAGAAUGACAAAUGGGUGCCCUAUGUGGAGUGGCUAGGAAGGAAGCCAAAGGUGGAUAUGCUUCGGGUGUUCGGGUGCAUGUGCAUGGCGCUCGUGCCUAAGCAUCUUCGGCACAACAAGCUUGGUGCCAAGGCGGUGUGGGCCGUGCACUUGGGCAUGGCUCAAAGCAGCAAGGGAUGGCUUCUUUGGGACCCAUUCACCAAGAAGUUCUUGGUGAGAAGGGACUACAAGUUCAUGGAGAACUUCGUGUACAAAGAUUGGAAGGCGGAGAAUGAGGCGAAGAUAGGCGUGCGGUUUGGGGAGGUGAAGAGUUCCGGUUUGGAGCAUGUGGAGCUGCCUUUGGAGCUGAGCUGCGGCAGCACAACCACAAGGCAAUCCUCCCUUGUGAAUGGGGGAGAGGAGGCCAAUGAUGCAGAGGAAGAAGAGGAGGAGGUGCAGCAAGCCUUCAAGUCCCUGCAGCUGAGGAGGAAGGAAGGGGCAAGAGGAGAGUUCAGCCCCCUAAUAGGCUGA